AUGGCAAAGAUCCAAAGCUUUGGCAACCAGGACCUGUCCAAUACUUCGUGGGCUUUUGCAAAGAUGGCUGUUUCAAACGCGAUGAUGAUGACAGCAAUCGGGAAAAAGCUGGUCACCAUGGUCAAGGACUUGAUCCCGCAGGAUCUGGCAAACACCGCAUGGGCCUUUGCCACCCUGGGUCUUCCCGACAGUGACCUCAUGGAUCAGAUCUUACUGGAGGUCAUCGCCAAGGUGAGCGAUUUCUCCACCCAGAACCUGGCAAAUACUGCCUGGGCAUAUGCGAAGCUUGGGCUCUGGAAUGAGCGGCUUAUGCAGACGCUUUCCCUGGCAAUUGUCCGCAAGGCCAUGUUGCUCGCACAUGUCCUGCAGUCAAAGACUUCGAUGGGCAGGGCCUGGCCAAUGUGGCCUGGGCUUACGCAGUACUGGGCUUCAGGCAAGAGGCUCUCGGAAGCUCUGCUCGCCGCUUCCCUUGAGAAGAUCGCGGCCCAAGAGUUCGGAGCACAGGACUGUGACACCUACAAAAACACGGAGUUGGCGAAUCUGGCCUUUUCCUUCGAUGUCACGGGCGACGAAGAUCGUUUGCGAGCCUUCCUGGAGGCCGCGGUGCCUCGCUUUCUGUCGGUUGAUGGUUUCUCGGAUGCCGCAGCCAGUACUGAGCUCGCGAACAUCGUGGCUCGCCACCGGUUUCGGAGCAGAGGUGCGGAAGAAUUAGAUGUGGAGUUUCGCCAGCGCUUCUUCCACCCUGUCUUGAGGGCAUUGCAGAAAUGUGCGACGCCCGGAGGAGACUCUGUGGAGGAGUCUGACAAAAUCGUCGAGGAGCUAGCGGAAGAGGUGACAACAGCCGGACUCACAAAUUUUGGUUACGUCUAUGCACGACAGGCCAUGCAAGAGCUAGGUUUUCGGAUCUGCGAUGGGAGCGAACGCCCGGAAUGGGUGAUGGAAGCCAGAGCGUUGGCAAGAAGCCAGCUGGAGGAAUGGCGUAUUCCUGGCACCGAAAACAUUGUCGCCGUAAUCUCCUACGAGCUGCACUACAGCGGUGAGGUGCUGCGCCGCGAGCCCACGGUGGUCACGAGCGGCUGGGCCGAAGGCGUCCACGAUGAGGUCAAGGCCAUGUUACGGCCGGUGGAUGCCCGGGGCUGGUCCUGCGAGUCCUACUCUGAGCGAGUGGCGCUACUGGAACUUAUUGAGGCUGCCAGAUGCAGGUUCGGCGAUGAAUCCGUGUCGGAGCUGACGGGCUGGGUCCGGAUGUACCACUCGCAUCACACAAGUGUGACGGGGCUUGGAGUGUUUUGCCAGUUUCGUCGCCACGUCCCCAAGGUCAGCUUGGACUUGGACUUUGAUGGAGCCUGGUACACAUGGGCGGGCAACCCUCGUCCGUUAACAAUGCUCUCCGAUGAAGAGAGCCUCUACUACUACGGCUGA
Symbiodinium necroappetens is the source of this 1422-nucleotide messenger RNA. NCBI's taxonomy places the organism in Eukaryota, Dinophyceae, Suessiales, Symbiodiniaceae. The record is from the annotation of a GenBank genome assembly.